AUGCAUCGGUGGGUGGCGUCCGAAUUGGCUAAUCAGGCGAACUAUCUCAACGUACCUAGACAUAGUCUAGGUUUUAGAGUGCACCGCGGGGAGGGUGGUGGACCCCCAGGGGGGGAGGGGGCGCAGUCUGGUUGCCAUGGCAACCGCAAGAUGGCCUCCGCGAAAUUAGUACCUACGUCUGCAGGCUUUAUGCGCACCGUCUUCAUUAUGUCGGAUUUCAAUUUAUUUCCGAAU
This is a messenger RNA of Brenthis ino (lesser marbled fritillary), 234 nucleotides long. The record is from the annotation of a GenBank genome assembly. NCBI's taxonomy places the organism in Eukaryota, Metazoa, Arthropoda, Insecta, Lepidoptera, Nymphalidae.